AUGAGGGCUACCAAGCUCGCGUUGCUUGCCGCUCUGGCCAAGCUGAGUACUGGCGCCUACGUACUCCAAGAUGAUUAUCAACCCUCGAACUUCUUUGACGACUUCGCUUUCUUUGACGGACCGGACCCAAGUAAUGCAUAUGUUACUUACGUUGAUAAAUCCAAAGCACUGAGGGACGGGCUUGCUUCAAAUAAUAACGAUUUUGUCUAUCUCGGAGUUGACCAUCAGAAUGUUGCAAGGGGUCGUGGCCGUGAGAGUGUUCGGCUGGAGACGAAGAAAUCAUACAAACACGGCCUGAUUGUGGCUGAUAUCUCUCACAUGCCCGGUAAUAUCUGUGGAACCUGGCCCGCGUUCUGGGCAACGGGGGCCACAUGGCCUGAUGAUGGCGAAUUCGAUAUCAUCGAGGGUGUCAACAAACAAAACAAGAACGUGGUUGCAUUGCACACCACAGCAGGCUGCAAAGUGGAAGACAAUAAUAAAUAUAGUGGGAUACUCGUCACCAAGGACUGUGAUGUAUACUCUCCAAAUCAACCAAGCAACCAAGGAUGCUUGUUCAGGGCCCCUAGCGCAACUAGCUACGGAACUGCAUUCAACAGUAUUGGCGGAGGUGUAUAUGCGACUGAAUGGACUAGCGAUUCCAUCAGUGUCUGGUUCUUCCCGCGCUACCAAAUUCCCUCCAAUAUCAAUGACGAGAACCCAGAUCCGUCGACCUGGCCCAGACCAAUUGCACACUUCACGGGUUGUGAAUUUGACAAAUUCUUCCAGGAACAGCGAAUUAUCUUCAAUACCGCCUUCUGUGGUGACUGGGCCAAGGCUACCUGGAACGAGAACGGGUGCGCUGCGGGAGGCAGGACUUGCGAAGACUAUGUCAAGAACAACCCUUGGGCAUUCAGUGAAGCCUUCUGGUCCAUCAACUACAUGAAAGUUUUCCAGAACAAGCAAGGCGAUACGUCAACUAGCACCACUACAUCCUCAACAUCAUCGACGUCUUCGUCGUCAACUGAGGCCCCGACUACGACUAUGACCACGUCAUCGACAUAUGAGCCUUCUGUCUCCAGCUCUACUGCCCCGGAACCUUCGCAAUCCGCGUCCACGCCUAGCGAAUAUCCUCAACCAUCGACCGCUGAGCCUACCGCAUCCAGCUCUUCCUACCCCAAGUCUUCGUUUGCGUCUACUGACUCUCCUGUGCCUACCGACUAUCCUGUUCCAUCAUCUGAUGAACCCACUGUCCCCAGUGCUACCUACUCAGAAUCUUCGCCUGUGCCUACCGAUUAUCCUGUUCCAUCGUCUGACGAACCCACUGUUCCCAGUGCUACUUACUCAGAAUCUUUGCCAUCGGCAUCCGCACCUAGCGAAUAUCCUACUGGGACCGCUUCCGUUGACCCGACUGACGUCUCAUCCUGCACGCCACCACCAACGCAGAGCUGCAUAACCUAUACGACCAAAACGACAAUCGCGAUCGUAGUGACUGCUCCUGAGAGUUACAAGGAAGCUAUCCAGACAGAGUCAGCUGAGGAUGAGACAGAGCCAGCUGCUUAUCCCACAGAACCAGCGGGAUACCCCACAAAUGACAAGUACUGA
Blastomyces dermatitidis ER-3 is the source of this 1581-nucleotide messenger RNA. RefSeq names its product endo-1,3(4)-beta-glucanase. Gene Ontology annotation, molecular function: hydrolase activity, hydrolyzing O-glycosyl compounds. Gene Ontology annotation, biological process: glucan catabolic process. The record is from RefSeq and is a predicted model, not a curated record. NCBI's taxonomy places the organism in Eukaryota, Fungi, Ascomycota, Eurotiomycetes, Onygenales, Ajellomycetaceae. The transcript is spliced from 4 exons. Bases 1 to 1581 code for a protein of 526 amino acids.